AUGUCGGCCACAGGGCGGGUAAUAAACCUGCCUGAGCCUGGCUGUGUCCCAUCGUCCGAGGAGCCCAGAGGCAGGCGUUCCCAAGCGACACUCCUGCAGAAAGCACUGGCCGGGGAUGAGGGUUUGGCCACUGCAUGUUCUUCAGAGAAAGCUGAUAACAGCAGGGGCAGCAGUGCGCGGCUCCCUGUCUCUAUCCGAACGUUUGCUGUCAGGUCUGGGCAGAUAUUUCUCUUUUCCACUUUGUACGAAUGCCCGUGUCUCACGGAACCUUCUCUCUCCCUGCAGAGCUGCACGCUGCCCCAGGAGAUAGGAGAAGAUCUGCCCACCACAGAAGCAGCAAAGCGUGAGGGGACAACUUCCCAAACGGUGAAUCCUGAGCAACUAGGCAGACAGAUGGAGAGCUGGCAGGCAGCGACUGCCUAUGAAGAAAUGGGUCCGGGAGGGAUUAAUGCCAUCGCUGGAGUCCUUGUUCAGUCCACCAAGGAGAAGAUGAGCCUCUACCAGGCCAUGAUGAGAGGUGUUCUCACGCCGGGCACCGCGCUGGUGCUGCUGGAGGCGCAGGCUGCCAUGGGGUUCAUCAUCGACCCAGUGAGGAACAAGAAGGUGCCAGUGAGAGACGCACUCGCUGCUGGGCUGACAGGUGGAGAUUAUUACGGGAAGCUGCUCUCUGCAGAGAGAGCAGUGACCGGAUACACUGACCCCUACACGGGCAACAAGAUCUCCCUCUUCCAGGCCAUGGAGAGAGACCUGAUAGUCAAAGACCACGGCAUCCGCCUGCUGGAGGCCCAGAUCGCCACCGGAGGCAUCAUCGACCCCGUGCACAGCCAUCGAAUCCCUGUGGAGGUGGCUUACAAGCGGGGCUACUUCGACCAAGAGUUAAAUCGGAUCCUUUCUGACCCCCAAAAUCACAGCAGAAGCUGUUUCGACCCCAACACUCACGAGAACCUCACCUACAUGCAGCUCCUCAGCAGAUGCGUCCCAGACCCAGACACAGGGCUCCUGAUGCUUCAGCUGAUGCACAAAAGCUCCGUGCUCUUCCAGCUAGAUGAAAAAACACGAACCUGCUUACAGUCUGCCCCUGCCACCGUCAGCGUGGGACUCUUCCAGGGGCAGAAGGUGACCGUGUGGGAGCUUCUCUUCUCCAGAUACGUCCCUGACCAGAAAAGGCAGGAGCUUCUGAAGAAGUACAAAGCGGGGACGCUAACCAUUCAGGAAAUGACAACCAUCAUCACCACCCUUAUCACCGAGGCAGAGCAAAAGAGCAGCAGAGAGCCCAGGCCCGUGAAAAGUCCGAGCACGCAACGGGCAACGUCACAGAAGGCCGAGGCUGCCCAUUCGCAGAGAGAUGAAAAACGGGAAAAGGCCUUAAAGACUACGACAGUCGACGGGCUGGGGGGCGAGUUCCAAGGGCGAAAGGUCUCUGUGUGGGAUCUGCUAUUCUCCAAAUACGUCCUUGAAGAGAAAAGACAAGAGCUUCUGAAUAAGUACAGAGCAGGGACGCUAACCAUUCAAGAUAUGAUAACCAUCCUCACCACCAGCGUUACUGAGGCCGAAGGGAAAAGCAGAAAACUCCCCACAACUAGGAAAACCCCCAGCAAAGAGACGAGGACGCCAUCUGAGAAAGACAAAGAUGCCACCUCCUGUGAAGAGCAACAAACGGAAAAGGCCUUAAAGUCUACCCUGGUGGAGGUGCCGGCGGGAGAGUUCCACGGGCGAAAAGUCUCUGUGUGGGAUUUGCUCUUCUCCAAAUACAUCCCCGAAGAGAAGAGGAAGGAGCUCCUGGAGUUGCACAGAGCUGGGAUAUUAACCACGGACCAAAUGAAAACCAUCGUCACCACCAUCGUAAGCAAAACAGAGGAGAAAAGUCACCAUCUACCAGGACAUGGGGAAAGUCCCAGUGCAGAGACGACAACAUCAGAGGAUGCUGAGACUCCUGGCUCAUUGUGCGACAAACAUUUGGAAAACACUUUGCGGUUGGAGACUGUCGAUGUUCCUGUCGGGGAAUUCAAAUGGCAGGAGGUUUCCCUGUGGGAGCUUCUCUUCUCUAGCUACAUCUCUGAAACCAAAAGACAGGAGCUUCUGAAUAAGUACAGAGCAGGGACGCUAACCAUUCAAGGUAUGAUAACCAUCCUCACCACCAGCAUUACUGAGGCCGAAGGGAAAAGCAGAAAACUCCUCACAACUAGGAAAACCCACAGCAAAGAGACAAGGACGCCAUCUGAGAAAGACAAAGAUGCCACCUCCUGUGAAGAGCAACAAACGGAAAAGGCCUUAAAGUCUACCCUGGUGGAGGUGCCGGCGGGAGAGUUCCACGGGCGAAAAGUCUCUGUGUGGGAUUUGCUCUUCUCCAAAUACAUCCCCGAAGAGAAGAGGAAGGAGCUCCUGGAGUUGCACAGAGCUGGGAUAUUAACCACGGACCAAAUGAAAACCAUCGUCACCACCAUCAUAAGCAAAACAGAGGAGAAAAGUCACCAUCUACCAGGACAAGGGGAAAGUCCCAGUGCGGAGACGACAACAUCAGAGGAUGCUGAGACUCCUGGCUCAUUGUGCGACAAACAUUUGGAAAACACUUUGCGGUCGGAGACUGUCGAUGUUCCUGUUGGGGAAUUCAAAUGGCAGGAGGUUUCCCUGUGGGAGCUGCUCUUCUCUAGCUACAUCUCUGAAACCAAAAGACAGGAGCUUCUGAAUAAGUACAGAGCAGGGACGCUAACCAUUCAAGAAAUGAUAACCAUCCUCACCACCAGUGUUACCGAGGCUGAAGGGAAAAGCAGAAAACUCCCCACAACUAGGAAAACCUCCAGCAAAGAGACGAGGCCGCUAUCUGAGAAAGACAAAGAUGCCCCCUCCCGUGAAGAGCAACAAACGGAAAAGGCCUUAAAGUCUACCCUGGUGGAGGUGCCGGCGGGAGAGUUCCACGGGCGAAAAGUCUCUGUGUGGGAUUUGCUCUUCUCCAAAUACAUCCCCGAAGAGAAGAGGAAGGAGCUCCUGGAGUUGCACAGAGCUGGGAUAUUAACCACGGACCAAAUGAAAACCAUCGUCACCACCAUCGUAAGCAAAACAGAGGAGAAAAGUCACCAUCUACUAGGACAUGGGGAAAGUCCCAGUGCAGAGACAACAUCAGAGGCUGAGGAUGCCCAUUCACAAGAGAAACACUUGAAAAAGUCCUUAAAGCGUGUGACCAUCUAUGUAAAUGCUGGUGAGUUCCAAGGGCAAAAUGUCUCCUUGUUAGAUCUUCUCUUCUCUAAACACAUCCCUCAAGAGAAGAGGCAGGAGCUCCUGGCGUUGUAUAGAACAAGGGUUUUAACCAUUGAUCAGAUGAUACCCAUCAUCACUAGCAUCAUAACAACCACAGAAGCUACAAGUAGGCAAUUCAUGACAAGUGUCAAAAGUCCAAACAGAGAUGAGAUAACUUCGCAGGAAGCUAUAGCUGCCCAUUCUCUACAAGAUACUCAACUGGACAACAUCUUAAAAGCUACAACCAUAGAUGGACCUGGCAGUGAGUUCCAAGGGCGAAAGGUCUCGGUGUGGGAUCUGCUCUUCUCUAGCUACAUCCCUGAAGAGAAGAGACAGGAGCUCCUGGAGCUGUACAGAGCUGGGAUAUUAACCACGGACCAGGUGAUAACCGUGGUCACCACCCUCAUUAAGAAAAAAGAAGCUACAAGCAGGAAAUUUGUGAUUAAUGUGAAAACUCCCAGCAAAGACACGAUGACCUUAGAGAAAGCUGAGGACAUUGACUUACAUGAAGAUAAAAAACUGGAAAAGGCCUUAAAGUCUACCCUGGUGGAGAUGCCGGCGGGCGAGUUCCACGGGCGAAAAGUCUCUGUGUGGGAUUUGCUCUUCUCUAACUACAUCCCCGAAGAGAAGAGACAGGAGCUCCUGGAGCUGUACAGAGCUGGGAUAUUAACCAUGGACCAGGUGAUAACUGUCGUCACCACCAUCGUAACCAAAAUAGGAGCAACAAGGAGAAAACUAGCAACAAAUGUGCACAGUCCAAGUGCAGAGAGGGCCCCAUUGCAGGAAGCUGAUGCUGCCUAUUCCGAGAGAAAUGAAAAUCAGGAAAUGGUCUUAAAGUCCACGACAGUCGACGGGCCACGGGGCGAGUUCCAAGGGCCAAAGGUCUCUGUGUGGGAUCUGCUCUUCUCCAAAUAUGUCCCUAAGGAAACAAGACAAGAGCUUCUAGAGAAACACAGAACAGGGACGCUCACCACUGAGAAAAUGAUAACCAGCCUCACCACCAGCGUCUCACACGCUCUGGAGGAGGGUCUCUCUCCAGAUAACCAACAAAUACUGAAUCUCCUACAGUCUGACUCCUAUGUGACAGUUGGCCAGUUCCAGGACCAAAGGGUUUCUGUCUGGGAACUUCUCUCCUCUAAAUGUGUCUCCCAGUACAAUCGAGAGGUGCACUUGGAUACAUACAAUGCAGGGAGGUUAGCUGUUAAUGAGAUUACAAUCACCACCACCGUCAUUACAGGAUCAGAGGGUAAGAAAGGGGCUGCCAGGAACAGUGAACAGCACUAG
Molecule: messenger RNA, 4518 nt
Organism: Malaclemys terrapin pileata
Lineage: Eukaryota; Metazoa; Chordata; Testudines; Emydidae
Product: epiplakin-like
Exons: 1
Coding region: 1-4518 (1505 amino acids)
Biological process (GO): wound healing; intermediate filament bundle assembly
Cellular component (GO): cytoplasm; keratin filament; cytoskeleton
Molecular function (GO): structural molecule activity; keratin filament binding
Source: RefSeq, a predicted model, not a curated record